This is a messenger RNA of Coregonus clupeaformis (lake whitefish), 1166 nucleotides long. RefSeq lists its product as uncharacterized. The transcript has 4 exons. The annotation marks the transcript as partial. Lineage: Eukaryota; Metazoa; Chordata; Actinopteri; Salmoniformes; Salmonidae. The record is from RefSeq and is a predicted model, not a curated record.
CCGGAGCCGAGGAGAAGGGCAGGAGACCGGAGGGUAACACUCAGCUCUGCACAAAUGAGUUGUGAAUGUUGCUGCAACAAAUAUGACUUGGCACUUGAUGGCAGCUGAAGCCCCACAAAACAUGAUCUUUCGUGUCAUCGAGGCAGACCGUGUUAGAAAAUUAAAACUCAGCUCCCGUCCAGCCUCUGUUGAUGCAGUGAUUGAGAUUUUAAAAGAACAACUGGAAUUGGACUGUGACUUCAGUUUGCAAUACAAAGAUCCAGACUUUGAUGGAAAACUCACUUGCCUUGUUGACAUCGAGGAGUUACCACAAAAAGCCUGUGUUCAUAUUUCAGUUAGACAGGAUUCCAGUUCUCUUGCAUCAACUGAUACCCUUUCAGAUGUGUCAUCCCCAGAACAUCUGAGCAGAUGGCCUCCAGGUCCUUUACAAAUUCCCACAUUUGCAUUUGACGUUGAGCUGACACUUAGAGAUGGGAAUGCUGAAUUUGAAAAGAAUGAGAGACCUCUUCAGUUGUCAAGGGACCAAAAGCACAAUAUUUUAGACAAACUGGCAUCUACCAUAUAUGGUUUUAAGGCUUACCCCAGUGAUAAAGAGAUAGCAAUGGUGGCUGAAGCUCUUGUGAGGAAACACCCCUGUUUAAUAGAAGCAGGAUCUGACAAUGGAUGGGAUGGCUGGAAAAACAGCAUCAAGUUUAAAAUGGGCAAUUACAGGACCAAGAUGAGAAGGGCUGGAUGUCAGGAGGUCGCUGUAAAUGCUGGGAAAAGAAGCCGAAAAAACCCUGAGAAUGAACCUUCACACUCCAACAUCAAAAGGCCUAAGUGUGCAGAGGUCAACUUUCUGCCUAACUUUCCUCAAGGAGAGGAUCCCUCAAGCCUUGACCUUUUGAGGCAGGCUAUUGUCGAGGAAGUAAAGAAGACUGAGAGAAACCUAUCCCUUAUUAGUAAGAUGAUGCAGAACACGUUUGCCUUGCGACGACAGAUUAUUGUAAUGUCCUGCCCACCGGUGAAAGAGCUAAUGGACCUCUGGCCUGCUCUUCAUAUGCAGUCUGAGGUAUAUGUAGAGUUCCAACGGAUAACUAACCAGAACCUACCUAACACUUUCUAUGCCGAGCUUGAUCGCCACACUCCUCGUUUGAUGGCCUUAUUUAGACAGAAAGCUUCCAAAA